UGGUGCCCCUAGGCUCUUGCGUCACCACCUUAUAUCCAUUUGCCCACCCCGCACGCCCUCACACCCACUCUCUUCUUCUACCACUCUCGUUCGCCAGCUCACAAGCCAAACCCCAGCAACCCCAGCAGCCCGCGCAGCCUCUCUUCUGCAGCCCGCGCAGCCUCUCUUCUUUGCUCUUCUCUGGUUUACAGAAGAAGAAACGAAAAAGAAGAUGGCUCGCACUGCUUUCGCUGCUGUGGCCUUUGGCAUGCUCAGCGCCGCCAACGCGUUGGAGGUGGUCUCGCCCGAUGGAGGGAUCUCGGUACUCGCUGACAGGGCAUACACCGUGGAGUGGACCGGAACAACCACCGGACGCUUCGAGAUCGAUCUCUACUACUGCAACUCCUUCUGUAUGGAUGACGUGUGCGGUGACUGGGUUACUGCCCUUUGCCCGUACGGUGCGGAUGGUUGCCCCGACAGUGCAGGUGACUACGACAUCAUCAUGCCCGAGCCUAUGAGUGGUACCUCAAGCGGUUACAAGGUUAUGGUGAAGAAUGCCGAGGACGAGUCCGACAUGGGCUGCUCCGACGACUUCACCCUGAUCGCCUCUGAGGAUGCACCCGAGGCCGGCGAGAUGGGAUACAGUCUCACCGUCACUUCUCCCUCGGACGGCGACACUGCGAUGGCCGGCGAAGUGUACACCGUUGAGUGGGACUACGAGAACGGGUUCGGCUCCUCCACGGACCGUUUCGCGCUCGACCUUUAUUUGGUUGGCGGCACUGGCGACUGCGGAACCUACGUGACUACCCUCUGCGACCAGCCCAGCAUCGGCUGCCCCGACUCGCAGGGUGACUACGACGUGGAAAUCCCGUCGGACACCCCUGCCGGUAUGUACUCGAUCCGAGUCGGCGUCUUCGACGACGAAAUGAUGUACGACUGCUCCGACACUUUCGAAGUCGACACCAGCGACGACAUGACCAUAUCGAUGCGCUUCUAGGCUUCACCUGCUAGGUAUUCUUCGAAAUUAGCAGGAAAGCAUGACUUCUGCCUUCGCUCUGUACUUGGUGAAAAAGAGUUGAGAUUGUUGGGCGAGCAAGUUUCAUCCUUGUGUAUCUUGCGCAAAAUCGAUUGUUUUAGGGGUCGUAAGGGUGACUGAUCGAUCGGGUUCGGGACAGAGUGGAUGGUGCAGUGUCGAAGACCUAACGCACACUCGAUCUUGCGUGUAAACGCGCGAUACGAAUGGAUAAGAUGGAUCGUGCCGGGUUAGGGGGAAAUCAAAACGAAAACAAAUGGGUUACUUUAUUGUUUAGCUCUGUAUUGAAACAUCUGGCGUUGCUCUUGGCUUCCAGCUUUAAGUCUAUUUUGAACCGUCUAGCGUUGCUUUUGGCUUCCCUCGUUGGUUCAUUGUGUCCGUAUAGUUUCUUCUGGUGCUCAUGCCCUUUCCCACAGCUUUCCGCUCUUUGAUUCUCUUGCAUGUUUUCUUGGUUUGUGUUGUGGACGCGUCGACGCUAAGGAAUUGUUUCACCUCCACCGGGGGCACAAACAUGUGAUGACGGCAAGGGAAUGGGGGCGGGUCCAUGUUGUCUUCACUUCGUUUUGUCUUUUGGGACGAGAACGACGAGUUUUGCUCUGGAGAUACGAUUUUGACAUAUAUUGAGCGAUUGUCAGAAAAAGUCGCCUUCAUUUGCUUGGCGAGAGAAAUUCGGGUUCGCCCUCUCCCUCUCCGUAGCCGUUUCAUCAUCUGUACUACUAGGGUCAAGAGGUUUUGGAAGGGAGGAGAGGUCGUGCCGUCGUCGAUAGACCAUUUGACCUCGCAUCCCUGCAAAGCCGGGACGGACGUAGCACGCCGGGUUCUCACCGGUCCAGACCCUCACAUUACCAAGCGUGAAGCGCCGUGAGGCGCUCGAGGGAGGGACGGGAUAUUGCAUACAAGGGUUGUGGCCGGCAGCGUCGGGGAGACAGCCAAGCUAGUGGUGUUUGUGUCGGAGAGACCCCCUUCGCUAGCAUUUUAGCCGGCGCCCGUGCCCUCCCCCACGCUGGUCCUCUCUACUUGUGUUCUUGUGUACACACGUCGCGGAACUCAUCCCUUAUAAGCGGCAGCGCCAAGCAGACUAAAAAUGGAGAGAGGAGGUGUUGUUAAUGGCGGCCGGUGCUGCGCGAGAUCGUGGUGGAGGCGGGGCUGGUGGAGACGCGGCUGGUACCGACGACAAGCCCGACGAGCAGCGGCAGACGGAAGGGAAAUAGCAAUCGACGUCACUGGGCCAAACUCAAUCGGGGGUGAAUACCGUUGCCACUGCUGGGGGCGCCACCAGGGAUCAUGUCGACGACGACCGCAGUGGCGGAGAAGAUUCCACACCGACAAGCAGGUCUAGGUUGUUAACCAUCAGCGAGCAGACAACCAGGACGGCGAUGGUGAUUGUUCGUCAAGCCUCUGUCACUCGGAGGUCUCCAGAUCUCUCCAGAUCGAAGCGAUGGGUGUUCUGGUGGCCAAACAGGCUUCGUGCUUACGUAUCGACAUGUGGGUGGGGGAUGCCCGACGUCGCGAGCUGGAGAUGACCACGGCGUGGACGGCGGAAGCCGCGUUCGGCGACCUCAACGAACAGGAAAUGACCGAAACCGAGCUCGAAGCCUUAAUAAAUCGGUGUUUCGUGCCACGAGGAGAUACCGACACCUGGAGCUUUCGAGCAAGAGGA
Messenger RNA from Ectocarpus sp. CCAP 1310/34, 2672 nucleotides. The record is from the annotation of a GenBank genome assembly. NCBI's taxonomy places the organism in Eukaryota, Phaeophyceae, Ectocarpales, Ectocarpaceae.